AUGAAUAAUCAUUUGAGAUUCGUCGUGUCGCAUGGGGGAAAUUUUGUUCAUGCGGAUGACGAAUGGAAGUGGAGAGGGGACAAAACUACUUCCAUUCUGGUGCCAAGAAGUAUUACCGUAGCCGAACUUAUGUUAAGGUUGAAGAAGAAACUUGGUAUUCUUGAUCCCCGCGCUCAAAUUGAAUUGAAGUUCAAAGUCCCUAACUUGAAUAUACCUCCGGCUGAAAUAUGCGACAAUGAAGAUUUAAAUUGGUACGUAUCAAUGCAUAAGGAAAGUGCUAUCUGCGUUACUGUUUUGGAAUCCGAUCUCCCAAGUGUUGACAUGGGAAGGGAUGCAAAUUUUGAAGAUCCUUCGUUUGCCACGGUAGAUGUUCUGCAAAACGUGGAACAUGAUUUGGUGAAUCGGAUGCAUAGUGUCUCAAACAAUAAUGCACUUGAAACACAUGAGUAUGAUAACGGGAGUGCACCAUUAGAUGAGAACUUGGAUAACCCAUCACCUAGUUUAGAGGCUUCUAAUUCUGUUGACGUCGAGGACGAGCACUCUUUGUCACAUUCCAACGAUUUGGAUGGAUAUGAAUUUAUGAGAACCGUGACUACAUCCGAUCUUGCGGAAAAGGAAAUAUUCUUCAGCAAGAAAGAGUUGUACUCGAAAAUUCGUGCACUUGCUUUGAAAAACAAGUUUCAAUUUCGGGUGAGCCGGUCAAGCAUGAAGAUGUUAACCGUUGUAUGCGCCGACCGCAGUUGCAAGUGGAUGUUACGUGCUUCUACUGUGAAGCAGUCUGCAAUCUUUGUGAUCCGUAAAUUCAAUAAUGUGCACACAUGUUCCAUCGAUUUUCGCAGUAAUGCGCAUCGACAUGUGACGAGUGCUGUAAUUGCCAAGCAUAUUUUCGAAAAAUUGGAUAAUCCAAACCGAUCGUAUGAUCCGAGCACUAUUGCACGUGACAUGGAACGUGAGCUCGGUGUCCAAAUAAGUUACAGCAAGGCACGUAGGGAAAAGGUGGCCGCUUUACAUAUGCUGCAUGGGAAGGACAGUUUUCAGAAACUAUCUUCAUACUGUCAGGUACUAGGUGAGAAUAACCCGGGGACGGUAACCCACAUCGAACUUGAUUCGCGCGAUAGAUUCCAUUACUUCUUCCUAGCUUUUGGUGCAAGCAUUCGUGGUUACAUGCAGUACUUGAGGCCCGUUGUUUGCAUUAACGGUAGUCACUUGAAAGGUCCAUACAAGGGUACACUUUUACUGGCAACUGCUCAAGAUGCCAACAAACAGAUUUAUCCCUUAGCGUGGGGGAUUGUGGAUUCCAAAACUAACCGAUCUUGGAUGUGGUUUAUGUCUAACUUGAAAGAUCUUAUAGGAGACUCAGAUGAACUUGUAUUUGUUUCGGACAGGAAAAGAAGUAUCGAAAGAGCUAUUACUCACUUAUUUCCUUUGUCUCGUCAUUGUUGUUGUAUGUGGCAUGUGGAGAAGAACCUAAUUCAGCGGCACUUUAACGCAAGUUCAGUAUUCCUGUUCAAACGAGCUGCUACAACUUAUCGGGUCGAAGAGUUCAAACGACUAAUGGGACAGAUUCGUAGGGUGAGUGAAAGAUGUUACAGGUAUUUGGAGAAAGCCGAUUUUUCAUUCUGGUCACUAGCACUAUUCGUGGGCGACCGAUACAACAUUAUGACAAACAACAACGCGGAAUCAUUGAACUCAGUGCUGAGACAUGCUCGUUCGUUGCCAAUCACGUGUUUGGUCGAGCACAUUCGUAAAACAAUGCAGAGGCUUCGAGCCCAUGAGUUGACAAACAGCUUGACCCAGGUUGGAAUAUCCAACGAUACGGAGAUAAUGGACUUCUCCAAUAACAAGUGCACAUGUCGUGAGUUUCAACUAAAUCGUAUGCCAUGUGCUCAUGUAACUCAUGGUGCUACCCUGAGUGGUAAGUCAUUAUACAAUCUAUGCUCUCCGUACUAUACAUCGGAAUACUGGAGGGGUGCCUAUAUGGAAGUCAUAUAUCCCGUUACACGGGAAGUGGAUUGGGAUGUUUCAAAUGAAAUCCUAGGCACUCAUAUUUUGCCACCGACUGUACGCCGUCCUCCAGGUAGACCACCGACGCGGUGUAAGCAAGCUAGAUACGAGUCCACUUCCCAACUGAGAAAAUGCACUCGAUGUGGGAGACUUGAUCAUAACCGGACCACAUGUUCGAACCCUAUUGUAUCACAAGCCACUUGA
Messenger RNA from Olea europaea var. sylvestris, 2208 nucleotides. RefSeq lists its product as uncharacterized. NCBI's taxonomy places the organism in Eukaryota, Viridiplantae, Streptophyta, Magnoliopsida, Lamiales, Oleaceae. Gene Ontology annotation, molecular function: zinc ion binding. The record is from RefSeq and is a predicted model, not a curated record. The transcript is spliced from 2 exons. Bases 1 to 2208 code for a protein of 735 amino acids.